This is a messenger RNA of Ctenocephalides felis (cat flea), 1106 nucleotides long. RefSeq names its product facilitated trehalose transporter Tret1-like. Bases 204 to 1106 code for a protein of 300 amino acids. Gene Ontology annotation, molecular function: transmembrane transporter activity. The transcript is spliced from 7 exons. Gene Ontology annotation, cellular component: membrane. The record is from RefSeq and is a predicted model, not a curated record. Lineage: Eukaryota; Metazoa; Arthropoda; Insecta; Siphonaptera; Pulicidae. Gene Ontology annotation, biological process: transmembrane transport.
UACUUUAAUGUGGUAUUAGGACAAUUUGGAAUAGAUUCAGAAUGUUAACGAAGAACAGAAGUUAAGUUCCAAGUGAAAUAAUUUGCGAUGCAGAACAACAGAAUAAAUACCAUAUUGUUCAUUUUAACAUUCAAUGACAUAUUUCACUAAUAUUAAAUCAACAAAUUAAUCUUCGAAGGAAAACAUCAGUCAAGAUUGUAAAAAUGCAUUUCAAUAAUAUCAUCAAAAAUGGGAGGUAUACACAGUUCGUGGCUGCCAAUGCAGUGAAUAUUUUAACAAUAUCAGCGGGUGCAUCAAUGGCCUGGACUUCGCCAGUAUUAGCAAAACUAGCAAAAGAUAAAAGUUACAGCCCAUUUCCACGGCACAUCACCAGCCCCGAGGCAAUGUGGAUGGGCGCGCUGGUAUCUCUGGGUACUGCUGUAGGGCCGUUCAUAUGUGCAUUUUCAACGAACAAGAUCGGCAUGAAGCAGACGCUGCUGUGGUCAGCUCUGCCCAGCCUGGUCGGCUGGAUCCUGACGGCUUCGGCCACGACCAUAAUGCAACUCCUGGUCGCCAGGUUCAUUUUAGGUAUAGCUUGUAGUGUCGUCUUUUCAGUAGCUCCAUCUUAUGUUUCAGAAAUCGCAGAUAAUACUUUUCGUGGUACAUUAGGAGCCCUAUUGCAACUUACUCUAACUAUUGGGAUGUUGCUGGUAUAUUGCAUAGGCCCUUACACAUCUUACGUUGUUUUCACCACAAUAUGUGGAAUCAUUCCAAUAAUAUUCGCAAUUUGUUUCAUUCCUAUGCCAGAUAGUCCAUACUGUUGUGCGUCUAAAGGUAAGCUAGAUAAAGCAAAAGCAUCAUUAGUUCGCUUAAGAGAUAGAUCUGCAGAUGAAAUAGAUAAAGAAGUUAAGCAAAUACAGGCAGAUGUAGAAGCAGCCAAGGAUGGCUCAUAUCGUGAGCUCUUAUGCAGUGGUACCCAAAAAUUGCCUUUAUUUUUGGGAAUAGGAUUGGCCGUCUUCUUUCAAUUAUCAGGAGUUACUGCCGUACUAAUUUACGCCGAAUCCUUGUUCGAACAAACGGCAUCAAGUCUUUCGCCGGACGUCAUGGCCAUGAUAAUGGGUUGGUAA